Fusarium odoratissimum NRRL 54006 is the source of this 2496-nucleotide messenger RNA. RefSeq lists its product as uncharacterized. Gene Ontology annotation, molecular function: catalytic activity; ADP binding. Bases 232 to 2496 code for a protein of 754 amino acids. Gene Ontology annotation, biological process: nucleoside metabolic process. The transcript has 3 exons. NCBI's taxonomy places the organism in Eukaryota, Fungi, Ascomycota, Sordariomycetes, Hypocreales, Nectriaceae. The record is from RefSeq and is a predicted model, not a curated record.
CCGAAUUGACAGACUCCGUGGGUCAGCAAAGAACCCAACGGCCAUCAGCGCCGUUCUCCUAUCCCUCUACUGGCUUUAUUGCCUCCUCUGAACCAUCAGAGAUCUCCAUCCCUGCCUGGGGAGCCGAUCGCCGGACCUUGUUUGCCAACAAGGCGAGACAGACAAUCAAUCUGCGCAUCGCAAUCUCAAAUCACCGACCGGGCAGUCUAGCCCAGUCAAUGGCGUUCCAAAAUGAACUCUCUGGAUAGCGCUAGGGUCCCAGUCAACCCCCCCGAUACCCAUACCAGCUCUGCGAAGUCUUACCCAUCUCGCCCAAGCGACCGUCGAGGCUUCGAGAUAGCUAUCAUUUGUGCCUUAACCCUUGAAGCUGAUGCUAUCGAAGCCUUGUUCGAUCAUCACUGGGAAGACGACGGUCCACCUUUCGAUAAGGUGCCAGGCGACCCCAAUGCAUACUCGACAGGCGUAAUCGGCCGCUUCAAUGUUGUUCUUGCGCAUAUGCCAGGUAUGGGCAAGGUUCAUGCGGCCACUGUGGCUUCCAACUGCGGGAAGAGCUUUCCAAGUAUCAAGCUUGCCCUCGUGGUUGGGAUCUGUGGCGUUGUUCCAUUUGGCCCUGCUAAGGACGAAAUCAUCCUCGGCGAUGUCAUUAUUAGCAACGGUGUUAUUCAGUAUGACUUUGGUCGACAGCUGCCUGAGCGCUUCGCCCGUAAGGAUACGUUGCUAGACGUCCCAGGUAGACCCAACUUGGAGAUACGGGGAGUCUUAGCAAAGCUAGAAGGACUUCGACAUCGUCGCCAAUUAAACGCUAAGAUAGAAGACCACUUAGCUGUUCUUCAAAGUGACCCAGAGCUGCAUGCCGAGUAUCCUGGCGCUACGAAAGAUAGAUUAUUCGAGGCGUCCUAUCGUCAUACCGAUGAUCAAAGGUCAUGCGAGCAGCUUAGAUGCAACGGUAAACUUAUGUCACGAAGCCGCCUAUCGACUGCAGACGUCCCUACUAAACCUGCUAUCCAUUUUGGGUUGAUGGCCUCUGGGGAUGUAGUCAUGAAAUCUGGCGAAGAUCGUGACAGGAUUGCCACAGCGGAAGGGAUCAUUGCCUUUGAGAUGGAAGGUGCUGGGGUUUGGGAUAGCUUCCCAUGUAUCAUCAUCAAAGGCGGUUGUGACUAUGCUGAUAGUCACAAAAGUAAGGUCUGGCAGCGAUAUGCAGCAGCUACAGCGGCAGCUUGUGCGAAAGCCUUUUUGGGCUUCUGGAUCCCUUCUGUUACUCAAGAAUCCAGAACUCACUACCUACCGCUGCCGAGGAACAAGAACUUUACAGGUCGCGAGGGAACAAUCGCUGAGCUUCAAAAAGUUCUGUUCACUGAUCUAUAUGGCCAACGGGUCGCCUUAGUCGGUUUGGGUGGCGUCGGCAAGACACAAAUUGCUCUCCAGCUUGCACAUCUUGUGAAGAAAGAAGACCAGGCAGACCGCAACUACUCCGUCAUAUGGAUGCCCGCGUUGAGCAUGGCAAGUUUUGAACAAGCCUGCACCAAGAUGAUAAGCGAUUUUGGCAUUGAACAGAAAGGCGAGGAGACCCCAAAGGACGCUUUUAAGAGUUUCCUUAACUCAGAAAAGGCCGGAAAGUGGUUUCUUAUCAUGGAUAAUGCCGACGAUAUCGAAACUCUGUACGGAACGGCCGAGGCCCCAGGGGGUAUCAACCAGUUUAUCCCAGACUGUGAUCACGGCUACAUUCUUUUUACAACUCGAUCUCGUGAAGUAGCCGUCAGCGUGGCACAAAGCAACAUCGUGAAGCUGUCUGAGAUGAAUGAUGAGGAUGCUAAGGCCCUCUUGAAGGGUUCGCUGAUUGAAAAGAACCAGAUGCAGGACACAGCACUUAUUGACAAGCUCUUGCAAGAGCUCGCCUAUCUACCGCUUGCAAUCACGCAAGCCUCAGCAUACAUGAAAGCCAAUGAGAUCUCAGUCAACGAGUAUCUCCGCCUCCUCCAAAAUACAGACCAGGAUAUGGUGGAGUUGCUCAGUUGUGGGUUCCGUGACAGCACUCACUACGACCCCUCUCAAGGAGCCGUUGCUACAACCUGGAUUGUAUCAUUUAAUCAGAUCCGCGCUCUACACGAAGACGCUGCGACGCUUCUCUCUAUCACAGCCUGUCUUGAGCCAAAAGCCAUACCUCGUGCUUUAUUUCCACCGCUGGGCUCUGAACAAAAAUUGACUCGUGCUAUCGGUACACUUUGCGGAUACAGCUUCUUGAGUAAGCGAGAGGAUGGCGAGACGUUCGACAUGCACAGUCUCGUGCACCUUGCAACACAAAGAUGGAACCAAGACGAUGGACUCGAGAAAGGAAUAUGUCAGAUGGCAGUUGCACAUAUUGCCGAGGCCUUUCCAUGCGAUGAUUGGGAUAAGCGUGAGGUAUGGCGGCAGUAUAUGCCACAUGCACUCAGACUCCUUACAAGCGUGGAUGGCGCCCAUACCGAUGACAGAUGGACAGGCAGUACUUAUACUUGA